UGAUAAGAUUAGAUAAUUAAAUUUAAUCGAUUGGCGUUAUCAUAAUUUUUUUCAGCGUAUCCGAGUUAUAAUAUUGCACUGCAUAGAAAUGAUAAAUCUAGGUGUGUUUAGUGUAUGAUAGAUCGUUAUACAUAAGCACAUUAUUGGAUUUCUCAUGAGUGUUGAUGUGAGCGAGUAACUGUGUGUUUAUGUCAAGUGGAUGAAUUUUGAGUGCGCUAAAAUAUAUAUACAUAUGAAGGAUAGUGAAGAGAAUAGGAUAGGAUAGGAUUCGGGACGAUAAAAUAGAAUAGAAUGGGAAGUUCAAGCUCAACAGAAUCGCGAAUAACUCGCGAAAUGUUGGAAGAGUAUGCCCAGCUCACGUACUUGAAUAAAGCUGAAAUACUUCAUGUUGCAAAACUUUUCAAAAGUUUACUACCCCGUGGAACUGAAGAGUUACAGCAUCAACGGAUUCCAGUUGAAGAAAUACUCAAAGUAGUUCCGCAACUUCGAUACAACCCAUUUCGCGAUUCAAUCCUGCGUGUAUUUUCAACUGAUAACGACGGCACUAUGAGUUUCGAUGAUUUGAUUGAUUUGUUCUCAGUGAUGUCGGAAAAUUGCCCUGGUGACGUAAAAGCCGCCUGGGCGUUUAAAAUUUUUGAUUUUGAUGAAGAUAACCAGCUGUCUCUGAAUGAUUUGAUAAAAGUUGUAGAAAGACUUACAGGAUUAAAGAACAGCGAGCCGAGAAUUGACCGCAAAAGCUCAAAAUUUAUCGCACAAGUGAUUAUUCAAGAAUUGGAUCUGGUGAUGAACGGCAGUGUUGGUGUUCAAGAAUUUGUACACACUGUAUCGAGGAUGCCAGAAUUUGCACAUACAUUUAGAAUAAAAAUUUAAUUUAAAUGAAUCGGGUUAUUACUCUGGGACCGGAACUUGUUGACUCCUCGUCACUCCCAAUGAUUCUUCGAACUUCAAGAAUUUAGAAAUAGACACAAAUUAAUA
This is a messenger RNA of Cotesia glomerata, 975 nucleotides long. RefSeq names its product calcium and integrin-binding protein 1-like. The record is from RefSeq and is a predicted model, not a curated record. NCBI's taxonomy places the organism in Eukaryota, Metazoa, Arthropoda, Insecta, Hymenoptera, Braconidae. The coding region runs from base 292 to 870 and encodes 192 amino acids. Gene Ontology annotation, molecular function: calcium ion binding. The transcript has 6 exons.